AACCUCUGCUCGCUCUGAAUGCAGACCCAAGUGCCAAGGGUUUUAUUUAUCCACAAGUGGAAUACCUUUGGCCCUCAAAAUUGGAAUUUUAUAGCCCUAUGGCCAUGUAUAUCGUCGAAAUCUUUCUGCGAGAAAAAGACACGCAAGGAAUCAAUACUAGGUAUAGGCAUCUUCAGAGGUUCAUAGAAGCCGGAGCAGACCUGCAAGAGCGCAUACCGCUUCUUGUUAAUAUCUCUAGAUACGAAUUAGGGGUGGGAAAAGUUGGUUGGGGAGCAGGUUAUAGCCCGUGUGUGGUUUUGGAUUUGGAUCUAGCGUUCCUGGUCAGCGCGUACUCUGAGCGCGCCCGUAAGAAGGGAUCGCCACUCUCUACAGAUGAGAUCGUUUAUCAAUCUCCUGGGAACGCUUCGGAGGACACUUCGUCUCGCAUAGCACUGAUAAGCACCCACGGCGAUUCAAUAAUCCAUAUGACACAUCAUCAGUGGUCAAGCAACGAGGCAACCAAGCAGCUUGUCGCUUUCCUAACACGGUUCCUGUAUGGUGACGACUCUGGGAACUUGGUCCAGAAAGUGGACCACCAGAUGGGCAGGAUUGCUAAGGGAAUUAAUGACGAAUCAAUUGAGUACGAAAGGGUCGUGGAUAGAAGCCUCGAGGAAUUUCUAGCAGAAAAGAAGUUAGGCUAUCGCUUUCUUGACAAAAAUACCGGCGCCGUUAUAUCGAGCUACUUUCUCUGGACGCACUUCUACCAAGAUGUAUCUUUGAGCAAGUCCGGCGGAUUGACCAAUACUUGCCGUUGGGCCUUAGUUCAAAGUCGUCCCGAACAGCAUCAAAAAGGGGCACAUGCCAUUGAACCUACCGAGGAAUACCCUUAUCUUCCAACGGCUGUAAUUCAACGAAUGUAAAGCCUGACGAAUAAUCGGGUGUGUGUAUCGAAUGCCUACCUAGGUUAUAGCCUGUUGAUAAUAUGUUUUGUUCGAAGUAAAUAUGAUGGUACGGCGACUUGGAUAAGGGGGUGCGUCUUCUUCAAUAUCUCAUUUUCGUAUUGAAAUCACCACUUACAACGAACAACCCAACUAACUAAAUUGAAAAAGUAAAUAAAUAAAAAAGCUAAUCAUAACUUUCUGAGUUUUCUUGAAGUAAAUUCAAUAACAAACGUGAUCUAGAAACCCCUUAUCACGAUACCUUCAAAAAUGGCUUUGAGUCUGAUAUGGGCAUCAUCAAGCUAUAACUCUGCUAGACUUAAACACCCUUGUAUAUGAAUACAAUGACCGUUGCGUCAGCGUCGAACAUUAUCACCUCAGCUAUUGAUCCUAUCUUUAAUCUCGAUACCAGUGUCAGACCAGAAGUCAGAAUCGAAUUAGUUAGAGUUGCUAUAUUCGCGGCUUUAGCUCUUUAAACUUCUCCUUGG
This is a messenger RNA of Daldinia vernicosa, 1405 nucleotides long. RefSeq lists its product as uncharacterized. The transcript is spliced from 2 exons. The record is from RefSeq and is a predicted model, not a curated record. The coding region runs from base 99 to 899 and encodes 266 amino acids. NCBI's taxonomy places the organism in Eukaryota, Fungi, Ascomycota, Sordariomycetes, Xylariales, Hypoxylaceae.